Molecule: messenger RNA, 2037 nt
Organism: Bursaphelenchus xylophilus (pine wood nematode)
Lineage: Eukaryota; Metazoa; Nematoda; Chromadorea; Rhabditida; Aphelenchoididae
Source: the annotation of a GenBank genome assembly
AUGCGAUCCAAGCCUUCAAGUAGUUUACUGACUCUGGAAGAUAUGAUUCUCCCCACUACAUUGACUGUGAAGGAGGUUGUGGAGGACAUGAUCAAACAGAGUCAUUGUGUGAACGACGAAAGCGACAUAAACAAUGUGAGUAUCUUGUUUUACGUUAAAUCUCGUACAUUACUUUACUUUCCUUAGUUAUAUCUCAUCAGAUUGGCGCGGCUCCAAUCCAUAUGGGGUUUAAUUCUCGGGUGGCCAGGGUCCAGAUGUAUGUUCAGAACGGGAACGUGAUCAAGGCUGUCCUCAAACAACCCAUCAGUCAGUAUUCCAAGGAUCUCUACAAGCCAGAAGAAAACAGUUUUACCAAGAAUCUCUGUUUUUUCCACAAUCAGGAGAUCUUCGUAUACAGGAACAUCGCGCCAAAAAUGGAUUUUAUCAGAUUCCCAAAGAUGUUAUCGGCCAAAGAAAGCGAUGUCAGAACAGGACAGCAUGGAUACAUUCUCCUUGAGGAUCUCGGGGAUUUCGGGAAAACGAAUAAAGUAAUCGAGGGAAUGGAUUUCCAAAAAGUAAGUCAUCCUUUUUGGCAUAGUGUCCUUUGAUUGCUACAGUAAUCUCAAGUUUAAAAUCUGUAGUGUGCAAAUGUGGUGACGUCAUUGGCCCAAUUCCACGCCUAUUCCCAUGUUCUGAAUCGGAAGGAGAAUAUCUUUGAGAAGAUGAAGUGUGCAGUCCCUUCCAUCGACCUGAUCCCCUUCGAUCUCUUUAUCCGUUUAGUCUCUUUUGAUCGCAGCUUUUUUCAGUGCGAAGAAGUGAUCCGGAAAUGGAUGAAAGACUACAAGUCCAUGCCUCAGAAUGUGCAUCUAAAAUACGGUAUGCUUAUUUUAGAUAUACAGGGUAGUCGACCCGAAACUUUAUAUAUUUUUCCGCCAAUAAUGCACCACCAAUUUCUAUAAAAUUAAAGCUGGCACACAUUUCUUGUCCACCAAAUAUGGCGCUGUUAUGUCCACGGAGGAUACCGUACUCACACUUGACAUUUUCAUUCCAAAUUUUGGAACCCGAAAUCGAUGAAACUUACAAAUUGUUAGAAAAUUUUGCAAUGAUUUUCAAUUGAUUGUGAGUUUCUCUUCAGAUUUGGCAAUUUUUUGGAUUUGCGGCUAAAAAAGUCACCAAAUCCUCCGAAGAAAUUUUAAAAAAAUUCUCGUUUACGCCUGUACCAAGUACAACAUAUUUCAAUCAGGCGAGGUAGCAUGUCGGACGGAUGGGUACGAAAGCUGUUUGCUCGGGCAAUAUACGCCGAAAAGCUUGCAUCUUCAGAAAUCAUUGCAAAACUUUUCUAACAAUAAAUUUCACCGAUUUCGGGCUCCAAAAUUGGAAUGAAAAUUUCAAAGGUCAGUACAGGUGCCCCAGUGAACCUAGACCCCCCAUACUGGCUGGACAAAAAAUGGGGUGUGUGAGCUUUAAUUUGAUACAAAUGGUAUAGAAAUUGAUGCAUUAUUGGCGGAGAGAUACCUGAAACAAUGGUGAAAGUUUCGAGUAUCCGUAAGUAAUCUUUUUAGGGUAUCCAGCAGUCUUGGCCCAUGGGGAUCUGUGGACCGAUAAUAUUCUUUUGCAUGGGGAUAAAGUAGUCAGUAUUCUGGAUUGGCAAUGCUCUCACAUCAGUAAGGCCCAUAUUACAUAUUUCUGAUAGGACUUGCUGAUUAAUUUCAGGUACCGGCCUGAAUGAUUUGGCCAAGUUUUUGUUUGUUUCUGCUCGUUCAGAUGUGUUCCGAGAUCACAUCCACGAUCUUUUUAUUAUUUACCACAACACUUUCCAUCAGACGUUGACCAAAAAUGGAUGCAGCUUCUCAUUUACACUCGAUCAGGUAUGCCUUGGUCAACUUUCAUUAAUCUUUUUAGCAAGUGGAGAUGUUCAAGUACCAGGCCCCCUUUGAGUUUCUGUUUUGCAUCCUGAUCUUCCCUUCUUUGGGAGAAAGAGCAACCAAAAAGGAAAAGGAAGAGCUGAAAGAACGGUUAAAAAACGCCUACAAUUACAUUAGGCAGAGAACUGAGUAA